Messenger RNA from Polyodon spathula (Mississippi paddlefish), 2923 nucleotides. Its product is annotated as transcription factor Dp-1-like. Gene Ontology annotation, biological process: regulation of transcription by RNA polymerase II; regulation of cell cycle. Gene Ontology annotation, molecular function: RNA polymerase II transcription regulatory region sequence-specific DNA binding; DNA-binding transcription factor activity, RNA polymerase II-specific. Gene Ontology annotation, cellular component: nucleus; transcription regulator complex. NCBI's taxonomy places the organism in Eukaryota, Metazoa, Chordata, Actinopteri, Acipenseriformes, Polyodontidae. The record is from RefSeq and is a predicted model, not a curated record. The transcript has 9 exons. The coding region runs from base 714 to 1796 and encodes 360 amino acids.
CGGAUGUUUUUUGCCCCAUGAAGUUUGGGUAUAUGGCAGUGGGAAGAGGAUGGCCAAGUUUAAGGUAAAAAUCUGGAAUAAAAAGAUUAAAGAAGGGAAUUUGUCUGAGUUAGGCCUUUUUACUUAUAUUUUAACCAAAUACAGCUGUGCAGUGGUUGUAAAACAAAUCAUUCAGUGUAAUUGCCAAGUCUGUAAAGAUCUGCCUAGCUUCAACAGCCUGUGGUAAUGACAGAGAUGAGUGUUUUGUGAUUGUGUGCUUGCUGUAGUAUCAGGGGGAGAAACACCAUGUGUGACCAGCAGUUGUAAGGGGCCUGUAGAUUUAUAUCCAGAAUGUUCUAUUUUAUGAAAUGCGGCGAGGCGUUGCAUUCUAGAAUAUGGAGUAUUAAGGAGAAGGCGAGAACAAAUACCAAAUGUGGCAAACCAUUGUUGCACAUCUUGUAAUCCAAUACAUACUGAAAAGAAACUAAACGUUAUAACUGUAAUCUGUAUUACUGUUGAGGACUAAAAGGCUUUGUGGAUAAGAUGGACACUCAGUCACAGCCUGUAGUCAUUGUUUCUCAUUGUCUUUGACUAGUAAUUUAGCUUGUGGAGGAAUACUAGUCUUUUAGAGUUGCACUCUGACUGCCUCUGGAUUAAUCCAAGGACUUCUAACAUCUCUAUAUAAAGAUUGUUAAUGCCUUCCACUGACAUUGGCUGAGGUCACCUGGUGCUUAAUGCUGAUGAAAGAAACCCUCCUGUCAGCAAAUAGGGUCAGGGUAAUCAGCACCCCGCAGAGAUCCGCAGGGACGAAUGCAGUCCUGCUUGGUAGUCCUCACACACCAAAUACACAAUUCAUCACACAGAGCCAGGUGGCAGACUCUUCCCCCUGGUCCACAGGUAAGCGGAAUAAGAAAGGGGAGAAGAAUGGCAAAGGGCUGAGGCAUUUCUCCAUGAAGGUGUGUGAGAAGGUUCAAAGGAAAGGAACGACCUCUUAUAACGAGGUCGCUGAUGAACUGGUGGCAGAGUUCAGUACCCCAGAUAACCACAUUUCACCCAAUGAUUCACAUGUUUACGAUCAGAAAAAUAUCAGACGUCGAGUCUAUGAUGCCUUAAAUGUGCUUAUGGCAAUGAAUAUUAUCUCUAAGGAGAAGAAGGAAAUCAAAUGGAUCGGACUCCCUACCAACUCAGCUCAGGAAUGUCAGAAUUUAGAGGUGGAGAGGCAAAGAAAACUUGAGAGAAUAAAGCAAAAGCAAUCCCAGCUACAGGAACUCAUUCUACAGCAAAUUGCCUUUAAAAAUCUUGUUCAGAGAAACCGUCAGCAAGAGCAGCAGACGAGUCGACCCCCGCCUUCCAACUCUGUGAUCCACUUACCCUUUAUAAUAGUGAACACCAGCAAGAAGACAGUCAUUGACUGCAGCAUCUCAAAUGACAAGUUUGAAUAUUUAUUUAACUUUGAUAACACUUUUGAAAUUCACGACGACAUUGAGGUGUUGAAGCGAAUGGGAAUGGCCUGUGGUUUGGAGUCUGGGAAGUGCUCACCAGAGGACCUGAAGAUUGCAAGGAGCUUGAUACCCAAAGCACUGGAACCAUACCUAACAGAAAUGGCUCACGGAUCAAUCAACAAUGUUUAUGUCCCUGGAGAGGCUUCCAAUGGGGGUCGUUGUCAUACUGGGAGUGACAAUGGUGCAGAAGGGACAGUGGCCUCCAGUUCUAAUGGCUCCCAUUACAGUGGCUCCAGAGUAGAGACCCCUGUGUCCUACAUGGAGGAUGAUGAUGAAGACGAGGACGACUAUGACGAGAAUGAUGACGAAGACUAGCCCUCCCUGAUCUUUUGUAACGUCAGUUCAGCCAGCUUCAGGAGUAACCUUUUGGUCUGAGUUCUUUCUCUCUUUUUAGAUUGUUUCCUGUUUGUUUGCAGUCUAGGCAAGCUGGGCCAAGAGUAUGCUACUAAUACAAAGGUAGAGAAGGAUAUUGUAAUUAGGGUUCGUUGAAUGUGUGUGUGUGUGUGGUGGUGGGGUUAUAAGCGUGUAAUUGUAAAAUCCUUGGCUUUCUCCUUUUAUUUUUUUCCUCCUCCCAGUGUAGACCUAUAAAGGGAUUAAUUAAAAAAAAAAAAAAAAAUUCUAAUUUAUCAAGGAACAUAUGUUGCAGUCUCGGUAUAAAAUAAAGGAGAUCUUUUUGGAAGUGUGAAAUGAUUGCAGUUUAACAACCCCUCUGGACUGACCAGGACAGUGGUGUCUCAAGAAUCUGAAAGGUGAAACCUUAACUUGAGUAUAUUCUCAAAUGAAAUAAAGGCGCUACAUUAUCGUUGUUGAUUUUGUUAGAUUGAAGUACAUAAAGGGUGGUGUCCCUCCUUUUUGUUUUAUUGAAAAGGGCAACUCCAAUGAUGUGUGUGGAUUGAUUUUUUUUUUUCCUUUGUUUUUGUACAAUGCUUCAAAAACUGCAGGGUUUUGUGUCGUUGGAUUAUUUGAUUUUUUUGUUUUGUUUACUGCCAUUGUCUAGGCAGCUAUAUUUGAAAGUUUGGAAUGAUUAUUAGAUUUAUAGAAGGUGCCUGAUUUCUUACAGGCAGACAUUGGAAACUUAUUUUAUUGUCGUUUACAUGCCUACAAAGCUCCUUAAAACUCAGUUGUACUGAAACAUAAGUACCUUUUUCUGUAAUCUAAUAUAAAUUUGAAAUUAAAUAGUGUUAACAGUUUUGUAACUCAGAUUUGUCAAUCAUUUUUUAAUAUUUUAAAAUUCAUUUUUAUAGCAGUUCCAGGACAGGUAGCUACCCUUUUUAUAUAUAAAUAUAAUUUGUGAUGACUUUGCAGCAACAGUGAUAUGUGCAAGUACUUUCGGCCACUGCCUGUUCUAAGAUGCAAGUCUUUGUUUUUUAUGAACACAGGAACAUUUCUGUAAUCUGUUUGGAUUGAGACUUCAUUGUCUGAUCUGUUUUAACUUGGCACUG